AUGGAGUCUAGCUCUGAAUCAGAAUCCAGCGUUUCACCUAAAAAUAAUAGUGGUUCCUGUCUGGCAAUACCCAUCUUCAACAAGGCUUUAUCAACUAAAUUUAGCCAAAGAAGACGACACAAUCUGAGAGGAAGUAAUGGAUUAGAUCCAAAUUAUGUAAACCCAAAAGCUCAAGGUCACUCUAAUCGAAGCAAAGGAAAUUCACAAAUUUUCAAAAUCAAAUCCACUCAAUCUAUCCCUAGAUUUUCACUCAACUCUUUGAAGCGGAGUGAUAGUAUCAAGAAAUAUCAUCUUGCAGUUGAUAAAAGGUCAAAAUUUAGGAAAUCUGCAGGGAAACAGAAAUCUCUCUUAUCCCCUAACAGAUGCAGAACAGAUCAAAAUUCUUGCUCUAAUAAAUAAAACUUCCAACAAGAAGCGCCAGCGCCAAGCUGAUGAGGUAUUUUACAGUGGGAAGGAUUCCCUACAGCUCCAUCUUGAAUUUGAUGAAUCUGAGGAUACUUCAGGCUGGAAAUAAAAUUAGUGACUUUAUCCUGCACAAAGGACAAAGGCAUUUCAAAUAAAUCAGUCAAAAAGUUGAACCAAAUCAAAAUUAAUCAAGCGAAAGCCUUUAUUAUGGAUAAGAUGAUUAGACCUAAGGCUACUGUCCAAAGUGUCAAAAGUAUCUCUACUAUCCAGAGUGUUAGUAGCAGGAAAAGUUUAGAAUCUUUCCUCAGUAGUCGGAAGUUCAAAAAACUUAAAAUUAGCAGGUAUAGGAUGACAUCUAAGAACAUUAAGAAUCAAGCAAACAGCUUUUGUAUACCUAAAUUAGUAAUAACCACAGAGUCUAAUAGCAAGAUUGAGUUGGAGCAAAAAUCUCCCCUUGGGCUGAGCCAUUUUUCCAAGGCAAAGGUGAAGCCAGCAAAGUUACUUUUCAGGAGAUUGCAAUCAGACCAAGAGAAGCCUAAAAAAAUUAAAAGGAAGCUUACUCGACCGAAAAGUGGCCAGCCGACUCUAUAUAAAAGCAGAAAGGCUAUGCUCAAAGCGCCAAGAUUAGAUCAUUUUCAAAUAAAGUUUAAGAAGGUCCUAGUACCUCAAAAAAGUCAUAAGGUGUUCAAAAAUCGGAAGAAUUAUCUCCCAUAAAGAGCAGAGCUAUCCUAAGCAGUUUUCUUAUAAGGUUUUUGCAUGAAAUAGCUCCUAACAUAUGCUAAUAUGUUAUAUUUCAACAU
Moneuplotes crassus is the source of this 1205-nucleotide messenger RNA. The record is from the annotation of a GenBank genome assembly. Lineage: Eukaryota; Ciliophora; Spirotrichea; Euplotida; Euplotidae.